Gopherus flavomarginatus (Mexican gopher tortoise) is the source of this 1497-nucleotide messenger RNA. RefSeq names its product mucin-2-like. The record is from RefSeq and is a predicted model, not a curated record. The coding region runs from base 1 to 1497 and encodes 498 amino acids. Lineage: Eukaryota; Metazoa; Chordata; Testudines; Testudinidae. The transcript is spliced from 3 exons.
AUGCGGCCUCCGACCCGCACCUUACCGACACACGGCCACCUCCGACCCGUGCCUCACCGACACACGGCCGCCUCCGACCCGCGCCUUACCGACACACGGCCACCUCCGACCCGCACCUUACCGACACACGGCCACCUCCGACCCGCGCCUUACCGACACACCGCCGCCUCCGACCUGCGCCUUACCGACACACGGCCGCCUCCGACCCGCACCUUACCGACACACCGCCGCCUCCGACACGUGCCAUACCGACACACGGCCGCUUCCGACCCGCGCCUUACCGACACACGGCCACCUCCGACCCGUGCCUCACCGACACACGGCCGCCUCCGACCCGCGCCUUACCGACACACGGCCGCCUCCGACCCGCACCUUACCGACACACGGCCGCCUCCGACCCGUGCCUUACCGACACACGGCUGCCUCCAACCCGUGCCUUACCGACACACGGCCUCCUCCGACCCGCGCCUUACCGACACACGGCUGCCUCCGACCCGCGCCUUACCGACACACGGCCGCCUCCGACCCGUGCCUUACCGACACACGGCUGCCUCCAACCCGUGCCUUACCGACACACGGCUGCCUCCGACCCGUGCCUUACUGACACACGGCCGCCUCCGACCCGCGCCUUACCGACACACGGCUGCCUCCGACCCGUGCCUUACCGACACACGGCUGCCUCCGACCCGCGCCUUACCGACACACGGCCGCCUCGGACCCGCGCCUUACCGACACACGGCUGCCUCCUACCCGCGCCUUCCUGACACACGGCCGCCUCUGACCCGGCCGCCUCACACCUGCGCCUUACCGACACACGGCCGCCUCCGACCCGCGCCUUACCGACACACGGCCGCCUCCGACCCGCGCCUUACCGACACACGGCUGCCUCCGACCCGCGCCUUACAGACACACGGCCGCCUCCGACCCGCGCCUUACCGACACACGGCCGCCUCACACCUGCGCCUUACCGACACACGGCCGCCUCCGACCCGCGCCUUACCGACACACGGCUGCCUCACACCUGCGCCUUACCGACACACGGCCGCCUCCGACCCGCGCCUUACCGACACACGGCCGCCUCCGACCCGCGCCUUACCGACACAUGCUGCCUCCGACCCGCGCCUUACCGACACAGGGUCGCCUCACACCUGCGCCUUACCGACACACGGCCGCCUCCGACCCGCGCCUUACCGACACACGGCUGCCUCACACCUGCGCCUUACCGACACACGGCCGCCUCCGACCCGCGCCUUACCGACACACGGCCGCCUCCGACCCGCGCCUUACCGACACACGGCUGCCUCCGACCCGCGCCUUACCGACACACGGCCGCCUCACACCUGCGCCUUACCGACACACGGCCGCCUCCGACCCGCGCCUUACCGACACACGGCCGCCUCCGACCCGCGCCUUACCGACACACGGCUGUGGUCAGCCUGGUCUCCCGAGGUGCAUCCGCCGCUCUAUAAAGAGAAGGGGUGUCAAACUCAGGUAUAA